Mercurialis annua (annual mercury) is the source of this 2010-nucleotide messenger RNA. RefSeq names its product kinesin-like protein KIN-1. Gene Ontology annotation, biological process: microtubule-based movement; mitotic spindle organization. NCBI's taxonomy places the organism in Eukaryota, Viridiplantae, Streptophyta, Magnoliopsida, Malpighiales, Euphorbiaceae. Gene Ontology annotation, molecular function: microtubule motor activity; microtubule binding; ATP binding. The record is from RefSeq and is a predicted model, not a curated record. The transcript is spliced from 16 exons. Bases 157 to 1593 code for a protein of 478 amino acids.
CCGUGAUCUAAAGCUCCAAAUGCCUGAAAAACGUUUCUAUUUUUUUCUCUAGCUGCUGCUUGCUUUAUCUGCACUAUUUCUCUGAACUGAUUAAAUUUUCUCGGUAUCCAAACAGAGACGGUUUUGAAAUCGCGGCGGUACAUUAAAUCAAAGGCGAUGACGAAUAUAACGGUGUGUUGUCGGUUCAGGCCAUUGAGCUCAAAAGAGAAGAAAGUAAACGGCGAUAGCGUUUGCAUUCGCAGUAUGGACACUGAAACUUUCAUUUUGAAGGAUGAUAAGGAAGAAGAAUGUGUGUUUAGUUAUGAUAGAGUGUUCUAUGAGGAAUCUCUGCAAUCUGAUGUGUAUCAAUUCAUUGCUCUCCCUAUUAUUCGAGGUGCUGUUAAUGGAAUAAAUGGCACAAUCAUCACUUAUGGACAGACUGGAGCUGGGAAAACGUAUAGCAUGGAGGGGCCUAGCAUCUUAGGACGUGAUGAGCUGAAGAAAGGAUUACUCCCAAGAGUAGUAGAAGGGCUAUUUGAGUGUAUCAAAUCUGCUGAUGAUUCAGCCAAGUUUACGAUCAAGUUGUCUAUGGUAGAAAUAUAUAUGGAGAAAGUCAGGGAUCUAUUUGAUUUAUCAAAGGACAAUAUAUUGAUCAAGGAGAGUAAAGUACAAGGCAUAGUGCUCUCUGGAGCAACAGAGAUUUCUAUUUCAGAACCAAUGGAAGCCUUACAGAGCUUAUCUAAUGGGAUACUUAACAGGGCAGUUGGAGAGACUCAAAUGAACAUGGCGAGCAGUAGAAGUCAUUGUAUCUACAUAUUCACAGUUCAGCAAGCUCUUGCAGAUAAGCGGACAAAAACUGGAAAAGUGAUUCUUGUGGACUUAGCAGGGUCAGAGAAGGUGGAGAAAACUGGAGCUGAAGGGAAUUUUCUUGAAGAAGCCAAGACUAUUAAUAAAUCCUUAUCAGCCCUAGGAAAUGUUAUAAAUGCUCUAACAUGUGGCGCAGCAACCAAAGGAACACAUAUCCCUUAUCGUGAUUCUAAGCUCACUCGGCUUUUGCAAGAUUCUCUUGGGGGUAACUCUAGGACUGCAUUGUUGUGUUGUUGCUCCCCAAGCCCUUCAAAUGCAGCAGAGACUCUAUCCACUCUUCGCUUUGGCUUAAGGGCAAAGCAUAUAAAGUCAUCACCUGUGGUGAAUCAAAGUGAAGAUAAACUUGUCAAAAGGAACAAGACUAAUGCUCCACCCAAAGAUGAGUCAUGUGAGAGAAUUUUAGAUAAGUUGAGGGAAAGAAUGGAUGAUGAAGAUGUGGAGUUACUAGAAGAGUUAUUCAUACUGGAGGGAAUAAUAUUUGAUCCUAAUUCAGUUGAAGACUUGGAAUCAGCCUGUGAAUAUGAUACUUUACGAACAAUAUGUUCAUUGCAGCAGGCACUGGAAGAACUUGUAUCUACUGUUGAGGAGCUAAGACGCGAAAACAAGGCUCUGAAGUCCAGAAUAGCAGCUGCUGAAAUGGCCAAUACCGUGGACAAGGAGAUUGGGGGAAAUAGAAGAGUUGUGGGGAAGAUUUCUGACAUUGUUAGCUGCUUCGCCUCGUGGGUUGGAUUAUCCCCCUUUGUUUAAGAUGCUGAAGUGAACCUUUGUUAAUUUGGUGGUUUGUAUUGCAAGGCUUUGAAGGUGUGUUUUGUGCAAUCUUGCGUGUUGCUAAUCAAACAUCGUCCCCUUGAAGAUUCCAUUUAAAUAUAGCUAUACCGUCUAAAGCACAUGAGGAAUUGGCCAUCUAUGAGUUCGAUACAGUAAGUGAAUUUUUUUGAUUCGUAUUCUACGGAUUUUCUUUUUCUCUUUAGAUGACAAGUUGUAUAUUUUAGCAUUUUACUUGGAAUAUAUUACAUGGAGAAAACAGAAUAAUCCUGAUUCACUAUAAUCUACCUAAGUAUUAGGAUUGGCUCAGUAACUUCCUAUUCUAAGACGGUCCUCAGCUGAAUGAGCUUGUAGUCUUUUGGUAGUUCAUCAUGAUCUUUAAUUUCCUUCUGUGCAUUA